Melampsora larici-populina 98AG31 is the source of this 795-nucleotide messenger RNA. RefSeq lists its product as uncharacterized. Gene Ontology annotation, molecular function: RNA polymerase II transcription regulatory region sequence-specific DNA binding; zinc ion binding. Gene Ontology annotation, cellular component: nucleus. Lineage: Eukaryota; Fungi; Basidiomycota; Pucciniomycetes; Pucciniales; Melampsoraceae. The record is from RefSeq and is a predicted model, not a curated record. Gene Ontology annotation, biological process: regulation of mRNA 3'-end processing; transcription elongation by RNA polymerase II; transcription elongation by RNA polymerase I. The annotation marks the transcript as partial. The transcript is spliced from 6 exons.
GUUAAAAAUAUUUUGAAUCGAUUACGUAAAGAAGUGGUACCUACUGAAGAAUUAAUUCGAACUACGAAGAUUGGAAUUUCAGUUGGAAAACAAAGACAAAAUCCUGAUCAUGAGAUAUCUAAAUUAGCCAAAUUGAUUGUAAACGAAUGGAAGAAUGGAGUGAAGAAAGAACCUAAUCAUCCUACACAUUCGAGUACUCCUACUCAUCUUGCCAGUGGAAGUCAACCCCAAAAAAGUUUUACUAAACGUACUGGACCAAGAAGUUCGAAAACCGAAACUCAUUUGAAAUUCGAAUCUUUACAAGAUAAAGUUAGAGAUGGAAGUAUGAAAUCCGUCUUUGAUGCAUUAAUCUUUGAUUCAGAUGCUCCUGCUGAUUUAGUUUAUGAAAGAGCUAAAUCGAUCGAAUCAGAAGUCAAUCGAACAAACGAUUCAAACGGAUACAAAAACAAGAUGAGAAGUUUAAUUUUUAAUUUAAAAGACAAAAACAAUCCAGGUUUAAGAGAAGCUGUGGUAAGUGGAGAGAUCAGUUCGAUGAAGUUAUGUAGUAUGGGACCAGCUGAUAUGGCAAGUGAAGAAAGGAAAGCUCAGGAUCGGAAAUUGGCUGAAGAGAAUUUGUUUAAAGCUAGAGGUGCUGGACCUCAACAAGCUGAAACGGACGCGUUUAGGUGUGGUAGAUGUGGUCAAAGGAAAUGUACUUAUUAUCAAAUGCAAACUAGAUCGGCUGAUGAACCUAUGACUGUAAGUUUUGAGUUCUUUUUUUACAUGACAUCUUUUUUUGGAUAUUAUAUUGACUGA